AUGAUCGUAUCAGGUUCUUUGGGUCGUCAAAUAGUACCAGAAAUCGAAGCAUUGCCACAACUGGAAGCAAUUUAUGUGUUUUGUGGCAACCAAUCGGUUCAUGAACAAUGGGCUAAAAAAAUAAGCAAGGUUAAGGGUGUAUACACAAAAAUAGAACCAAUUUGUCAAGCACUUGAAAUGGAUCGACAACGAUGUGAUCAAGCUAUGAUCCCGAUCAGCUUUAAUGGUCGUGAUGCAUUAUUUAUGUAUACACAACUUUUAAAAGAAGCGCUUUUGGAAAUUGAAGAUGACGAUGUCAAAUCGAUUAAAGAUCUCGUCGAAUACUGUCGUCUGCAAGAUGAUAUUGAUGAAGAUGAAAUAAAAAAAGUGCAGCGAGAAUACCGAAACCAGACACCAAUUUGGUGGUAUACGGCUCCUUAUUUCAUGUACUCAAUGCUCAAUCGUGGGCUCCGAGAAAUGGAUGUCGAUAUUAUCCUGAAGAUGGGCUUUUUCAUCCGACAUCUACAUCAGCAUAUUACAAAAUUACAUUCUGAACAACAAGGAAACAUGCCAACAAAUUUUCAAGUCUUCCGUGGACAAGGUUUGUCCAUGGAAGAUUUUGAAAAAAUGAAAAAAACCAAAGGAGGACUUAUGUCCUUCAAUAAUUUUCUGUCAACAAGUCGCAAUCGUGAGAUAUCUUUCAAAAACUUUGCACGACCAGCAGCGUUAAAUACAAAUUCAGUUGGUAUUCUCUUCAUUAUGAACAUUGACACGGCUAUUUGCACAAAAUUCUCAACACCAUUUGCUGAAGAUUCCAUACAAGAAAAACAAAUUCUCUUACUUAUUAAAUAA
Molecule: messenger RNA, 831 nt
Organism: Rotaria sp. Silwood1
Lineage: Eukaryota; Metazoa; Rotifera; Eurotatoria; Philodinida; Philodinidae
Source: the annotation of a GenBank genome assembly